UCUAGGAAGUUAACAUAAUGCAUGCGAGCGUAAAACUAAUGAGUGUAAAUGUUUAUUGUUGUUUCUGUUAUUUAAUGUAAGGAAAGAUUAAAGAAAAGAUCAAUUAGAAGUAUGGAAAUUAUUAAAUGAGAAAAAGAAAAUAUGAGAGGAUAAGUAAGACAGGUAAAGAAAGAAUGAAGAGAGAUGUGUUUUUGUUGGUAGUGGGAGUACUAGUAUAUGACUAUAUACUUUUAAUUUAACAGAAAAUUGCUUUGUUAAAUUGUUGAUUACUGAGUUCUUUCAUAAACAAGUAUACGCAAGAAGUAUCAUAAUGAAAAACAUGCAGGACAAAGCACCGUCUUACAGUUCAUAAAAUUUUUCGUAAUUACAUAUCAGAAAAUGAAAAAAUCGAAUAAAUACUUGUUCCAUUCCAUGGAAUAUUCAAGAACUUUCUUUCUAGAUAUUUGUAGAAUAGAAUUUUCCGAAGCUUCCAAGAUCACAAAUAUAAAAAGGCGCCCUUCAUGGCAGGUAGUUAGUCGGUUGUUGCACACGAGCCUGAACAGGUCUUCCAGUGAAAUUUUGAGUUGUCUCUUGAAAAUGUUUCGUAAAAGAUACCGGAGCCAAAGAGAGAUUGAAGAGAUUAUGGGGCACGCCGAUCAUGAAAUCGGAAAUCGCAUCCUCCAUGCAGAUAUGGUCGACUUAGUGGUCUUGCCUCCGGAAACUACAGAUGCAGUAAGUGACACGGAAAAUAUCGAUGAAGAGGAGCAAAUACUCAACGAUGGAAGUGCGUUUUUGCCUCACGAAGUAGCUGGGAAUAUUGAACUAUGUUGCGCGUACAAUGAAGACAAUCCGAAUACGUCAGCCGAUUGCAACGAGACCGAGGAACAUUCUACUGAAUUUGAAUCUAGUUCAAGUUCGCGUGUGACAUCCAAACGUAGCAGAAAGCAAGUCCAUCUGUUCGAACCAAAAUGGACUAAAGCAAAAAAAAUUAAAUACUCUCGCGAGCUUCCGGUGAACAAGGAAAUUGACAAAAUGGAAAAACUUUACAGCAAAUAUGGAGGGUACUCACCAAUUCAACUUUUCAACUUGUUUAUCGAUGAUGAAAUAAUCAAAUAUUUGGUUCGAUGUACGAUGAACUACGCGAAAGUCGAUCACAACGACUUGAAAUUUGUAAUGGAUGAUGAGGAAAUGCGCCGGUUCAUUGGAAUUUUGUUCGUGACUGGCUACAAUACACGACCGCGCAUCGAUAAUUAUUGGUCGUCCCAACCUACACUGGAGUGCAAAAUAAUCCGUGACGCAAUGGCUCGUAAUCGUUUCAAACUAAUAAAGAAGUAUUUCCAUGUGUGCGAUAAUCAUACAAUCGAUGCCAGUGAUAAGUUCGCCAAAGUGACCCCGUGGAACAUUCGUUUGAAUAAGAAGUUUAUGCAGUUUGGCGUAUUCUCGCACAAUCUGUCUAUCGAUGAGCAGAUGAUUGCUUACUACGGCCGUCAUUCUUGCAAAAUGUUUAUAAAAGGAAAACCCAUUCGAUUUGGUUUCAAAUACUGGGAUUUAUGUUCGUCUGAUGGCUAUUUGUAUUCGUUCAUUCCGUACAGCGGUGCAAAUGAGAAUCGAGAACCCGAAUACAAAAACUGCGGCUUAGGUGAAAUGGUCGUACUAAAGUUUUUGAAACAACUUGACAAUCCACGUGAACAUAGUGUUGCGUUUGACAAUUUCUUCACUUCUCAUAAAUUGAUAAGUCACCUCACCUCUUUGGGAUAUUAUGCUACCGGAACUAUUCGUGACAAUCGUACGAAUAAAGCGAAACUUACUGACGUCUCGUCGUCUAAGAAGAAAGAACGCGGUUGGUUAGAUUACACAUUUGAUCGAAACAAUAAUGUGCUGAUAGCCCGAUGGAACGACAAUUCUGUUGUGACCAUUGCAUCAAAUCAUGAGACAAUUGAACCACUGCAUCGUGUGAAGCGAUGGAAAGGCGGCAAGAAAUAUUAUGUUGAUAUGCCACACAUCGUGCGAGCAUACAAUAAUCGAAUGGGUGGUGUUGAUCUCUUCGAUAAUGCCAUGAACAAUUAUCGAAUUCGCGUUCGAGGAAAAAAGUGGUAUUGGCCACUGAUAACAAAUGGAUUUGAUGCUGCAAUGGUGAACGCUUGGAAAAUUCAUUGUGCUCUCGUCAAAUAUGAAAAGGGAAUGUCACGUACCACCGAAAGAUGUAUUGUUCAGAAAAUAGAAUUAUUGGAUCAAUUACAGUUCCGUAUUUACGUUGCAGAAUCUUUGCUUCGAAUGGCAAUACCGUCGAUGUCGUCUUCGGAGACGUUGAUUCCACAGUCAACAGCUGUUCGAAAAUCCAAAGACGCCGCUCUGGAGAGUUUUCGUAAAGACAAAGUUGGGCAUGGCAUUAACAAAUUAGAGAAACCUCGUCGUUGUCAAAAUUGUCACAAACAUUCGUCAUAUAAAUGCACAAAAUGCGAUAUACCUCUACAUGUUUUGUGCUUCAAUCAAUUCCAUGAAAUAUAAAGAUAAGAUAUUGAACUUUCAAGAAAAGUUUUUCAGAACUUACUUAUGACGUGUAUCUUUCUUUUAUUUAAAAAAAAUGUAAUGUGAAAUUGAAAAAAUGAACAAAAUAAACGUUUUGAAUGAUAAAGCACUGUUUCACUUUAGUAAGUAUCGUUUUCGGCCGAUGGUCGAUUUUUCGACCACAUUCCCGUGGCUAAACGGCUUAUUGUAAAAAUCUCAAAAAAUCUAAACCAUUGAGUUUUUUUUAUACUAAACAAAAUAUAAAGUUUCGUUGAAAUCAAAGCAGUGGAUCUAAGUGCGGCCGGAAAUGGGUU
Messenger RNA from Bactrocera dorsalis (oriental fruit fly), 2801 nucleotides. RefSeq names its product piggyBac transposable element-derived protein 3-like. The record is from RefSeq and is a predicted model, not a curated record. The transcript is spliced from 2 exons. NCBI's taxonomy places the organism in Eukaryota, Metazoa, Arthropoda, Insecta, Diptera, Tephritidae. Bases 379 to 2487 code for a protein of 702 amino acids. Gene Ontology annotation, molecular function: sequence-specific DNA binding.